GAGGAGCCCCCAGCCUCAUCCUUGGUGGGGAGGAGAGGCUAGAGGGUUGCCAUGCUGUAGGGGCCUGUGGGGAAGGAGGGAGGGAGGGAGCUCUGAAGGGAGCAUCUCUGUGGACGGGGAGACGCCUGUCAUGUUCGCCGAGCUGCUCUUCCAGACUGCCUGUGUGUCUGUAUUCCUUCAAGGGGCCCCGGGGAGAGUCUACACAGGAAGGAAGAAACUUGCCAACUUCGCCGUGGAGAGACGCCGUGUGGGGCCACAUGUUUGUCUCUCUGGGUUUGGAAGUGGAUGCUGCCCUGGGUGGGUGCCAUCUCCAGGCAGUGGCCAGUGCACCCUGCCUCUUUGUUCCUUUGGCUGUGGCAGUGGCUUGUGCAUCGCUCCCAAUGUCUGUUCCUGCAGGGAUGGAGGGCAGGGCAUUACGUGUCAAGAUACCCCUAGAGCCUGUGGAGAAUACGGCUGUGACCUUGCUUGCAACCAUGGUGGCUGCCAGGAAGUGGCACGUGUGUGCCCACUGGGAUUCUCCAUGACAGAGACUGCCAAUGGAGUUCGGUGUGCAGACAUUGAUGAAUGCCUGAGUGCCUCCUGCGAAGGCCUGUGUGUGAAUACCGAAGGAGGGUUUGUAUGUGAAUGUGGCCCAGGGAUGCAGCUUUCUGCUGAUCGACACAGCUGUCAGGAUACUGAUGAGUGCCUAGCAACACCCUGUCAGCACCGCUGCAAGAACAGCAUUGGCAGUUACCGAUGUUCAUGUCAUCCUGGUUUCUACCUGCAUGGAAACCGGCACUCCUGCAUGGAUGUGAAUGAAUGCCGCCGGCCCAGUGAGAAGCGAACCUGCCAGCACUCCUGUCACAACACGUUGGGGAGUUUUAUGUGCGGCUGUCGCCCAGGCUACUGGCUCAGUGUGGACAGAGUGUCCUGUGAAGGUUUUUCGAAGACCAGCCUGGCCCCGUCUCCAAUCCUGCAAUCUCUCCAGCAUCCACCAACGUUGCUCCACCUUUCUCCAGAGUCUGUGGCACCUCUUCAGCCUCCCAGGGCCUCUCCUCCUUCCCGAGCUCCUGCUCCACACAGUGUACCCAGAACUCAGCCCCCUUCCUCUCUCCUGUCUGUUUCCUCUACGCCUCCACCUGCAGCCUCUCCUGCUCAUGCAUUCCCUGCACCCAGUCCUUCCCUUGACGUGUCCCCUUUGCUAAGAACAGCCAGGCCCUCUGUGAUGAUGAGCCAUUUGCCACCAUCAUUGCGACGGGAGGAGGUUACAGUAUCCCUUCCCACAAGUACCUCCACUCCAUCAGCUUCCCCUGCUGCCCUGCCUUCUAUCUGCUGGCAUGAAGGGGUACCUCAUGAGAAUGGCAGCUACUGGAUGGAGCCAGGCUGCCUGAACUGCUCUUGUGAGGGCAAGCAAGUGCUGUGUAUAGCAGUGACGUGCCAGGUUACCUGCUCCCAUCCAAUCCCUGCAGUGGAGGGGAAGUGUUGUCCUAGCUGCACAGGCUGUUUCUACGAUGGGGUUGCCAGAGCCGAGGGGGAUGUUUUUGCUCUCGCUGAUGAGAACUGCACAGUCUGUGUCUGCCUGGCAGGCAAUGUAUCCUGUAUCUCUCCUGAAUGUACACCCACUCUGUGCCCCAGCUCUGCCCAGACAGACUGUUGUCCUUGCCGGCCUGCAGAAUGUCAUUUCCGUGGAUUGACGUACAUAGAAGGAGCUGAGUUCAGCCUGGAUGGAGAUGACUGUACCACCUGUGUGUGUAGGCAAGGUGAAGUGGAGUGCUCCUUCACUCCCUGUCCUACUUUGGAGUGUCCCAGAGAUGACUGGCUGCUGGUUCCAGGGCAGUGCUGCUACACCUGCAGAAAGGCUGCACCCAUGACAGGUUGCUUCGUGGAUGACAAUGGAGUUGAAUUUCCAAUUGGACAGAUCUGGUCACCGGGUGAUCCCUGUGAGUUAUGCAUCUGCCAGGCAGAUGGUUCAGUGAGCUGCAAGAGGACAGAUUGCCUGGAGACGUGUCCUCAUCCAAUACGGAUCCCUGGCCAGUGCUGCCCUGACUGCUCAGCAGGUUGUACCUAUGCAGGCAAGAUUUUUUACAAUAAUGAGACAUUCCCAUCCAUCUUGGACCCCUGCCUAAGUUGCAUUUGUUUGCUGGGCUCUGUGGCCUGUUCUCCCGUGGACUGUGUUGUCUUCUGUACAUACCCUUUCCACCCUGAAGGGGAGUGCUGUCCUGUUUGUCAUGAUUGCAAUUACAAAGGAAGGAAAGUGGUGAAUGGACAUACCUUUGUACCAGAGGGUGAACCCUGCAUUCAUUGCACUUGUCAGCUUGGAGAGGUGAGCUGUGAAAAGAGGCCCUGUCCAAGCACCUGUGCAGAGCCCUUUGCGCCUCCUGUACAUUGUUGCCCAGACUGCCUAGGUAACGAAGUGACAGAUGCCCUGGCCUCACUGGAGAACAGACUAGCCACCUCUCACACAGAGGCUGAAGAAGCAGAGACAGACUUGCAGACCUUUCAAAGACAUUCCAUGGCCUUGAUACCUGAGGACAACUGCAGCCUCUGCAACAGCACCUCUGUACCUGCCCCACUAACUCCAGGGGUUCAUCCUGCAUCAAGCAAUGCAACUACUUGGGAGACUCGGCAUGUGACCCCAACUGCACCAGGGAAUGCUGGGCUCCAUCGAAGCAGACCAGAGGAUCUCUCCAGGAUGCAGCUCAACAGACCACCAAGUGUCAGACUCCCUCCAUCUUGGCUAGGCUAUCCUGCAACCCCUCGAAUAAGGUCAGGAGGCACUCUGCCACCUCUAAGUAGAGCAGAAGCUGUCAGGCCUCAUCCCACCAGACCGAGCUCUUUUGGUUCCCCUUCAACUCAUUCUCAUCAGCCUUCUUUCCUUACAAGGACAACUGGAACAUCUGUGCUCUCCACUGCUGUUUAUACUCCCACUCCACCUACUGCAGCAACCCACACAGAUGCCAUAAGUGGCCCUGUUGGUCCUUCAUAUAACCCCCACUUUCCUCUACCACCUCCACUGUCAGCAAACCCCACUCCAGACUUUCCUUAUCAAGAACUUCCUGGGAGCCCAUCUCACACAACUAAUUUCCCUGUGGGCCAGCAAACUGUGGGGAGCAGCCCUACAUUACCCCCUGAUGAUGAAAAUAACAUCAAUGGCACAGAUCCAUAAAGAAGAACCUGUUUUGGACUGGAGAAAUAUAACCACUUCAUCCUCAUAAAUGAAGGAGGAUAUC
Euleptes europaea (tarantolino) is the source of this 3209-nucleotide messenger RNA. It is a transcript of the gene VWCE, whose product is annotated as von Willebrand factor C and EGF domains. Gene Ontology annotation, biological process: cellular response to virus. Gene Ontology annotation, molecular function: calcium ion binding; protein binding. Bases 131 to 3145 code for a protein of 1004 amino acids. NCBI's taxonomy places the organism in Eukaryota, Metazoa, Chordata, Lepidosauria, Squamata, Sphaerodactylidae. The record is from RefSeq and is a predicted model, not a curated record. The transcript is spliced from 20 exons. Gene Ontology annotation, cellular component: cytoplasm.